Chiloscyllium plagiosum (whitespotted bambooshark) is the source of this 3465-nucleotide messenger RNA. RefSeq names its product ankyrin repeat and MYND domain containing 1 (gene ankmy1). Lineage: Eukaryota; Metazoa; Chordata; Chondrichthyes; Orectolobiformes; Hemiscylliidae. The record is from RefSeq and is a predicted model, not a curated record. Gene Ontology annotation, molecular function: protein binding.
UGACGGGGGGUUUGUUUAUUUCCGGGCUGCUGCCUCACUCACUGAGUGACUGGGUGGGCGACUGCCUGAGUGAGUGGUCAGCUCUCCUCCCCCCACCUCCAAAACCAUGAGCUCCCCGGGUAGCCCCAGCCCUGGGCUGCCCACCCACGAGCCCCCCAGCCCGGAGCAGCAGCAGCAGCAGCUCUGGGAGCCCCUGGACUCCCCUGAACCGAUGCAGCCCAGCCCAGCGCCCAGCGUCUCGGUGAUGCCCUCCCUGGUGGACGUGGGGCUUCAGGAGUGGCCGAACGGCUGGAGGUACGAGGGGCAGUUCGAGGGGAACAUGAAGCACGGACACGGGAUCUUCCAGUGGGCCAGCGGCGAGUAUUAUGUUGGGAGCUUCUACAAGGAUCACCGUCAUGGACAUGGGAUCUACGUCUGGCCAGACGGGAGUAAAUUCACAGGAAUGUUUUACUUGGAUCGAAAAGAUGGAUAUGGGACCUUAGAAAUGAAGGAUGGUGCUAUAUUCCAGGGGCUUUAUAAAGCUGAUGAGCGCUUUGGGCCUGGGGUAUUGACCUAUCCCAAUGGCCGGCAGGAUGUGGGCCUGUGGUAUCGGAAUCACCUCAUCCGGCUUUGUACUGAAAUUCCAGGAACCAUCACCAUGAAGGAUCACCCGCUUUACUAUUCCAGCAAGGAAGAGCUUACCAUCCCAGCGAGAACGUACAAGGAGAAGUAUUUCUGGAGAGUCAACCCUGAGGAAGACCCCUUCUUUUACCCUUUCAAAAAACUGCUGUUUGACGACAACUACACCCUGCCUGCAGAGAUUGCGAUUUAUUCCACCGACGCUGACCACUUGCCCCUCACUCGCUCCUACACAAAGGAAGGUGACAGAUAUUUCUUCCAAAAAGAAGAGUUGGGAGAUGAAGAUGAGAUGGUGAAGCUCCCCAUCGUAAACCAGACUCCUUUGCUGGUUCAAAUGCAAAUACACAUCUAUAGACAUAGGCACGCUGAGGCAAUGCUCUCCUGGGAUGUCGCUGCUGUCAUUGCAGGAAAUCGUGAGGGCUUUGGUCCAAGGGGGCCUCUGGAAUGCAGUUCUGAGCAACUUAUCACUGCAGCUAGAGAGGGAAACCAAGAGACCGUGCUUAAAAUUCUCAAAACGAACUUAGUGAGUGCAGAUGUGGCAGAUGUCAAUGGACACUUCUCACUGAUUGGUGCUGCAGCUGUCUGCAAUGACUCGAUCAUCAACCUGCUGCUUGAUAAUGGAGCCAAUGUGAAUAAGCUGAACAACGAGGGUGUAUCUGCGCUCAACUACAGCUGCAUACAUUACUAUCCUUCAGGCUGCUUUCUUCACAAUGAGAUCUACAGACUCACAAACAAAAAAGAGCCUCCCAGUGCGACCGAAAGGAAGGUAGAGGAUCUGGAGAUGGAUGACGAACUGACAACGCAGGUGAAGAUGGCUAAAAGGCUCUCAGUUUACGACCGCAAGAUAAGAGUUGGCAGCAUAAGCUUUAAGAAGGCUUCAUUAGUUGCUUCACAACAGGAAGAGCUGACGUGGAAAGAGGAAGAGGAUGCGCACGUACAUGAGCUUCCGAAUUUUGAAGAAUCUCUAGACGAUGAGACUACCAUAUCAGAAAUCGACGAGGAGAGUCUUAUGUCACCAUCAGUAGGGCCUCCCUCAACUGGUUACUUUGAAUCCACACGGAGCGUUCACCAUUUUCAGUUCAACGUAAGUGGCCGACAGCUGCAGCAGGCUGCCCACGUCUUAAGUAGGAACCAGCGUUUCAAGAGCUCGGCUGGGAAAUCUAUGAUGACACCUGAUUUCAAACACGAUGAAAAAGUGUGGCGGAUAGCCGCGAUGAAAUCUGAGCACCAGAAGAGAAGGGAAAUCAUCAUCCUGCUUCUCCGACGAGGAGCAGAUCCCAAUAUUUCCACUAAACCGAUACCAGUACUCUUUCUCGCCAUGUUGGCUGGGGACCUCAGCUCAGUCAAAAUGCUACUGGAGAGAAAGGCAGAUCCAAACACCCGUAUUCGGUCACAGAUAAAGGAAAUCGAUGGACUGACCCCACUCCACGUCUCUGUGGCGAUCCCUGGCAAGCAAGGAGUGUUGAUUACUGAGCUGCUGCUUAAUGCUGCGGCCAACCCGAACGAAGGAGCGUACGAUGACGAUGUGACCUACGAGCCUGACAUGGACAUCCAGACAGAGGAGCCCACAGGUAUGAUCCUGAAGAGCCCCAAUUUGAUGGGAGUGCCACCACAUUACUUUACGCCCAGCGACAUAGUGCCCAUCGAAGGUGGACGAACCCCGCUGCAUAUUGCUUGCCAACGUGAAGAUAACCACAAGGACGCUCACCAGAUUGUCAGACUGCUCCUGCUGCACAAGGCUAAUCCCAAUUUACUGUGGAGUGGUCACUCACCCCUUUCGUUGGCAAUCGCUAGUGGAAACGACCCGGCAGUGAACGAGCUGCUGGCUAACGGAGCUGAGCCGAACCUGCCUCUGACCCACGGACUGGGGAGUGCGAUGUGCACUGCUGUCAGCACCAGGUAUGAGCACAAGAGGAGCCUGACAGGCAGACUAGCAUUGAUCCUCAAGUUGCUCGAAGCCAAUGCCAAUAUUUUGAUGCCCAUCACUCUUACCUCCCAGGUCAACCAAGCUAUAGGAACAGCUGUGGAUUUUGCAUACCACAAAUAUUUUCAGGAUUCAAGAAUAGCGCAAACACCUUACCACGCCCUGACACACAAUGAGCGAGAAGUCUAUAAUGCCCGCCGUGAAUUACUCAACUUUCUGAGCAACCUGUUUCGAAAGGCUACCGUCACCAUGGAACGGAAGAGAUUUGAGGAGAUCAUACAGCAGAACAUGCAAGAUCGGGAAAUCGAUUCAGCUUUGCCACCCCUGACUGAAUCAGAGGCCCUGUCUUUCGCCAACAUCAGUCUGACAGCAAAGGCCAUCAUUGAGCGCAAUGCUCAUGUCGCUGAGGGGAACCUGCCAAUAUUGGCAGCCUCCGAAAAAAAAAGCAAAGUCCAAGAUACAGCUCCCAGGAGGCAGCUAUUCAAGUUCAAGUUCUGUUACGCCUGUGGGCGUUCGGUGGGCGUUCGGCUGAUCACGUGCAGUCGGUGCAAGGAGGUGUACUACUGCAGCAAGGCCUGCAAGGUGACAGCGUGGAACGAAUUUCACAAGGAUGAAUGCUACUUAACAAAAGGUCGCCCCUCAAGCAAAAAAGAUGGUUUUUAUGGGGAUGCUGGAUUGCGAAGUGGUUCAUCAUCACCAUCUGUAGAACUGGACAACUACAGCUAUAUUUAAACUGAUACCCAGUCAAUUCUUUUGUUCAUGUUGAUUCUCACUGUUUUUUUUGUUGGAGUGUGAGGCAUCUUCCCUAUUUUUCUAUCAGUGCAGGGAACUAAAUACUUUUGUGAAAAGUGCCAACAUUAAGCAACCCUGGGCCAGAAUUCACACAGACCCUUUUUGCACUGCCAGGAUAGAUGUGAUUUUUU